Messenger RNA from Adineta steineri, 2526 nucleotides. The record is from the annotation of a GenBank genome assembly. NCBI's taxonomy places the organism in Eukaryota, Metazoa, Rotifera, Eurotatoria, Adinetida, Adinetidae.
AUGACGACUCUCACCGUCUAUUUUGCAUUAUCAUCACCAUCAGCUUUAUCAUCAUUGUUACCAGAACCAUCACCUCCACCACCACCAACACCAUCAACGCCAACAAUUCCAUCAUUUCAAAUGAUUUCAAAUCCAACCAAAAUAAAACCAAUUCCAUCAAUAAAUAUGACAGUACCACACACAUCAUCAGUUCAAACACCUCAAUCAAGACAAACCUCAUUAAAAAGAAAUAAAACAUUUUUCGAAAGAUUUAAUCACACAUCGCCAUUAGCAAUCUCACAACUACAAGAACAAGAACAGCAACAAAAUAAUUUACCGAGUGAACCACGUACUCGUCUACGUCGACGAUUAACAUUUCGUCGUAGUCUACGGCAAACCACACCGAACAAAGAGGGAGAUAUUGAUGAUGGAAUAAGCUUUGAUGUGGAUGGUUCAUCAUCAUCAUCACCACGUGGUAUUCUUAAUUCUCAUAAUAAUAUAUCAUCAACAUCAUCACAUCAUCAACAACAUGGUACAACAAAUACAAUUAAUAAAACAACAACAUCAACAAGUGGUAGUGGAAUGCAUAGACGCGAAUCAUUUUUAUAUAAGUGUGAUAGUGAUAAUGAUCUUUCACCAAAAUGUAUUUCGCGUAAUCCGUCCAUCGGAUCAGAAUUGCAUCAAGAUGACAUGAUCGUCACUCCGUUUGCUCAGCUUCUUGCCAGUCUUAAAAAUGUGCGGAAAAAUUUUGUUGAUCUUACUCAUAUACCACCGGAGAGAGCGAAGAGAACAAGUCAACUGGGUAAUGCUCAAUCAGGUCCGCCUAAUUCUAAUAAAAUGAUAACUACAAUAUCAGAUGAUAGUUCACUAUCACAAGCAAUAGCGACAUUAGAAGAACUUGAUUGGUGUUUAGAACAAUUAGAAACGAUGCAGACACAUAAAUCUGUUUCUGACUUAGCCUCGCUCAAAUUUAAGCGUAUGCUCAAUAAAGAACUAUCUCAUUUUGCUGAAAAUAAUAAAUCCGGAGCACAAAUUAGUGAUUAUUUAUAUUCAACUUAUACAGACAAAAAAGAACCCGAUGUUGAUUUAUCUCGUGGCCCUCAAAUGGACGAAUCUACUAUAGUUAUAACAACAAAAACACUUGAUAAUAUGCCCAUGUCAUCAUCAACUAUAAUGGGUCAAAUAGCUGGUAUACAUACAACAGCAUUUAUAAUACCAAAUCCAAUACCAGAAUUAGGUGUUGAUACACCUUAUGUUGAUGAAUUACGUUCUGUACUUAGUCAUAUUAAUGAUUGGGGUUUAGAUACAUUUCGUAUAGAAGAGUUAAGUGGUCAACGACCAUUAACAGUUAUAACAUAUAAAAUAUUUCAAGAACGUUCACUUCUAAAAACAUAUGCUAUUGAACCUCAUACAUUAAUCUCUUAUUUGCUCACACUUGAAGAUCAUUAUCAAUCAGUGCCAUAUCAUAAUAAAGCCCAUGGAGCUGAUGUCUGUCAAUCCAUGCAUGUAUUGCUCAAUGCUUCUGCCCUCGAAGGUGUAUUUACUGAACUGGAAAUUAUGUCAGCAAUAUUUGCAUCUGCUGUACAUGAUGUUGAUCAUCCCGGUGUAACAAAUCAAUUUCUAAUUAAUACAAGAAGUGACUUAGCUUUAAUGUAUAAUGAUGAAAGUGUCCUAGAAAAUCAUCAUUUAGCUGUUGCAUUUAAAUUAUUACAAGCUAAAGAAAGAAAUAUAUUUUCACAUUUAACAGCUAAACAAUUAAAAAAUCUACGUAAAAUGGUUAUUGAUAUGGUUUUAGCCACCGAUAUGUCGAAACAUAUGCAAUUACUAGCGGACUUAAAAACAAUGGUUGAAUCAAAAAAAGUUACAGGAAAUAAUAUAAUUAUGCUUGAAUCAUAUGAUGAUAGAAUUCAGGUGCUUCAAAAUAUGAUUCACUGUGCUGAUUUAUCAAAUCCAACAAAACCAUUAGAUAUCUAUAUAAAAUGGACUGAUCGUAUCAUGGAAGAAUUUUGGAGACAAGGAGAUAAAGAACUUGAACUAAGAUUAGAAAUUUCACCCAUGUGUGAUAGACGUGUAGCUAGUGUUGAAAAACAUCAAGUUGGAUUUAUUGAAUUUAUUGUACAUCCAUUAUGGGAAACAUGGGCGGAUUUAGUUUAUCCGGAUGCAAGUGCUAUUUUAGAAACAUUAGAACAAAAUCGAGAUUGGUAUCAAGCUCGUCUUUCACCCACAUCAUCAUCAGCUACAAAUAUAUCGAAUACGUCUCCUCCAUCUUCUUCUAAUCCUACGAUAAUGACGACAACAAUAUCAUCAAAUGAAUUGGACUCAUUACAACCGGUAUCAUCAUCUUUAACUACAACAUCAUCUGAUGUACUUACAUCAGUAGUGACAGUAAAUGCGAUUUCAGCCGGUGAUCAACUCAUUCCCGCAUCUGCUACUGUUUUAUCUUCUUCUUCUUCUUCUUCGUCUACGUCUCGAACAGCAACAUCGACAUCUGCCAAUGGUGGUAGUGCUAGUGAAUUCCAACUGACGGUGACACCAGCCACAUCCUGA